Fonsecaea multimorphosa CBS 102226 is the source of this 2019-nucleotide messenger RNA. RefSeq lists its product as uncharacterized. The record is from RefSeq and is a predicted model, not a curated record. Bases 1 to 2019 code for a protein of 672 amino acids. Gene Ontology annotation, molecular function: metal ion binding; oxidoreductase activity, acting on single donors with incorporation of molecular oxygen, incorporation of two atoms of oxygen. The transcript has 2 exons. Gene Ontology annotation, biological process: lipid oxidation. Lineage: Eukaryota; Fungi; Ascomycota; Eurotiomycetes; Chaetothyriales; Herpotrichiellaceae.
AUGGGGAGUAUUCAGGCACCAGUGAAAUCGGUCACUGCCAUUCCAUUGAAGCAUGGCUGGGACGAGGGAGCAUUUACUUCGGAGCUGCUGAAACAGUCCAUUGUGCCACGGGCUAUCUCUGCUGCCGAUACCGACAGAAAGAUUACUCCGCCCACAGCUGUAGGGAAGCCUCCUCCUCUUCAGGCCGGUACCUAUCGAGGAACCAAAUUGGCCCUGACUCAGAUCAUGAGACGCAUUGAAACAAGAUUCGAAUCCUUCUUCGAUGUAGCCGGAUUUGAAACCAGCGUCCCUUUGGGCGUCGCUGUCAAGCCAAAGGACCUCUACACAUUCCAGAAGCCAGGUAGUGACAAUUACCCACCGCAUCUGGACAUCAUUCCCGAAGUAGACCAAGUCAACUUGCUCAAGAUUUUCGACUUCAUGAGGCUUCUUGAUACCGGCACCCUCGUCGGUACUCUCAUUCCGGACAAUAUCCUUGACUUCAUCCACGAUCAUCCGGAGGGUGCCACGGUUGAUGCAAUUGAGGCACGCAACAACGAGCUCCACAACGACAAGGAAGAUAUUUUUGACGAGGAGAACAUUGGGAACCGCCCUGACUGGUGGACUGAUGCCGUGUUUGCUGAACAGCAAUUUGUGGGAACAAACCCAACCACCAUCCAACAAGCCUCGGCCGAAUGGCUCAAGGCCUUCACCGAUGCCUCCCAGUCAAGCACCGAGAUUCAUAGCCUCCUGUCGAGUGGAAGCCCCGAAUCCUUCUAUGUCCAAGACUGCAGUUACUUCCGAGCUGCUGUUGGGGCAGAUCAGCACGCAGACCUGAUUUCAAAUGACGGAAUGAGACGCCUGUGUGCCUCGGUGUCCUUGUUCCAACUGACGGAUGCCGGCGUCCUUCAUCCACUGGCAAUAGCAGUUGACUACAAGGGUAGCCUCGCGGACUCUGUGGUCAUCUUCAACAAGAGGUCCAAUCCAUCAGAUCCAGAGGCCAAAGACGAUUGGCCGUGGCGGUAUGCAAAGACAUGCGCGCAGGUCUCUGACUGGCUGAGACACGAGGUCACGGUGCACCUGACCAAUACCCACCUGGUGGAGGAGGUCACCAUUGUGGCAGCACAUCGUGCCUUUUCGACGGACCACGCGGUAUAUCGCCUUCUUCAACCUCAUUGGCUCAAGACCUUGUCAGUUAACGCGGCAGCUCGGGCUACGCUCGUUCCAAACAUUAUCACCAAGAUAGUGGGUGUCACAGAUCCUCAACUCUAUUCUUUCGUCAGAGAUGGGUACAAGCGCUUCGACUGGACAGGCCAAUACGUGCCGAAUGACCUGACGGCGAGAGGCUUCCCUCCUAGUGAACUGGCCAGCAACCCGAAGUUCCACAACUAUGCCUAUGCUCGGAACAUGAUACUCAUGUGGCAGAUCCUCCGCAAGUUCGUGUCGGCCGUUCUUGCUAUCGACAUCCAUUCCGAUGAGCAAGUGGCCAAGGAUGAUCAGAUUGGUGACUGGACUAAAGAAAUGCAGAGCGACGACGGAGGACAGAUGAAGUCCUUUCCCGUGAUCAAGACUUUUGAAGACCUGGUUGACGCUGUCACCAUGUGCAUCCAUAUCGCCUCACCGCAACAUACCGCCAUAAACUAUCUUCAAGCCUACUACCAGACAUUCGUUAUUAGUAAGCCCUCGGCUCUAUUCUCACCACUGCCGAAGAGUCUCGACGAUCUCAAGGCAUACGAGGAGGAAGACAUGGUUGCCGCAUAUCCGAUCAAGCACGCACGUGAAUGGCUUCUGGCAUCCCACAUUCCUUGGCUCCUCAGUUACCGAGUGGCUGAAGAACAGAACUUGCUUAAUUUUGCCCUCUCUACGGCCAAGCUUGCGUCGCUGAACAACCAGACUCAGCUUGCGGCUGCAGCUGCACAGCUGUAUGCGGAUUUGAUGGAGAUGGCGGAAGUCUUCAAGAAGAACAGCAAAGACAUGGAUGAUCAGACGAAGCCUUACGAUGUGAUGGACCCCGAGGCGACGGCAGUGUCGAUCUUGUUGUGA